CUUGUCACGCCGUUUCCUUCAUACACACAUAGCCUACAAAAUCAAUGGGCAAUGGUCAAUAGACAUCGACGUGAAUAAUAGAAACAAUUUAGUAAUAAAUAGAAACGUUUACUUAAGUAAAUCAGUGUAAUGGCAAGUUGAAUCACUUGGGAAUCAACACACGUAGCGAGCAGACAUGACGGCGCAUAUUGUUCUCACCGUUAUAUUGGGGUUUACUUUUCUAGCAGCAAAUCGAAACUUGGCUACCGGAGCACCUAGCUUCUCCAUAGACUACAACAGGAACUGCUUCCUGAAAGACGGAAGGCCGUUCCAGUAUGUGUCAGGAAGUAUUCACUACUCCAGAAUCCCUCGCUACUACUGGAAGGACAGGCUUCUGAAGAUGUACAUGGCUGGACUCAAUGCAAUACAGAUAUAUGUUCCGUGGAAUUUCCACGAGUCCGUGGAGGGGGUAUACAACUUUGCAGGAGAUAGAGAUCUGGAGCAUUUUCUGGAUGUAGCCAAUCAGACAGGCCUCCUGGUGAUUCUGCGCCCCGGGCCAUACAUCUGUGCAGAGUGGGAGAUGGGUGGACUACCUGCGUGGCUGCUCCGAAAGCCCAAUAUCAUCCUUCGCUCAGCAGAUAAAGACUACCUGCAGGCUGUGAGCAUGUGGCUGUCCGUGCUGCUUCCCAAGAUGAAGCCGUGGCUCUACAGCAACGGAGGGAAUGUCAUCAGUGUGCAGGUAGAGAAUGAGUACGGUAGCUACUAUGCAUGUGACUACAACUACAUGCGCCACCUGCUAACAUUGUUCCGGCUCUUCCUGGGAGAAAACACGGUCUUCUUCACGACCGACGGGAACACUGACCGAGAGAUGAUGUGUGGGACACUGGAGGGACUGUAUGCCACCAUAGACUUCGGCACGGACACUAACAUACUCACUGCCUUCAAACGACAAAGGAGAUUCGAGCCCAGGGGCCCUCUGGUGAACUCUGAGUUCUACACAGGUUGGCUGGAUCACUGGGGCGAUCAGCACGCCCAAGUAGACACCCAGAAGGUCAGCAAAAUGCUGCGGGAGAUGCUGUCUAUGGGCGCCAGCGUCAACAUGUACAUGUUUGAAGGAGGAACCAACUUUGGCUACUGGAAUGGAGCUGACCAUGAUAACCGGUUCCGGUCAGUGGUGACCAGUUAUGACUACAACGGCCCUCUGACCGAAGCUGGGGACCCCACAGAGAAGCUACUGGCCAUCAGAGACGUCAUCAGGAAGUUUAGAGAUAUCCCGGUCGGCCCCAUGCCCCCAGCGUCUACAAAAUUUGCCUAUGGCUUUGUGACUCUGACAAAGGUGGGCAACAUCAGCAGUCUCCUUAGCAUCCUGUCACCCCAGGGACCAAUCAAAUCACAGCACCCUUUGACCUUUGAAGAGACGAAACAGUACUAUGGCUACAUGCUGUACCGGACCAAGCUGCCUCGGGAUCUCCCAGAGAGCACACCUCUCAUCUCUCCCCUGAACGGAGUGCAUGACCGGGCCUAUGUGUCCGUCGCUGGGGUGUUCCAGGGCCUGCUGGAGAGAGACACCACUCUGGUGAUGAAUGUGACGGGCCGUGAGAGGGACACCAUGGACGUCCUGGUGGAAAACAUGGGCAGGGUCAACUUCGGCAGCAAGAUCAAUGACUUCAAGGGGCUGUUGAACAACCUGAUUCUAGGCAGGGAUGUGCUGACGGACUGGGAAAUCUAUCCUCUCAACAUCGAUGAAGUCAUAGCUGGAGGCUGGCCUCCUGCGGGCCAGCAUCGCCCCCACACAGGCCCCAAGACAGAGUCCUUGGUGGGGCCGGUCUUCUACUCCGGCACCCUGCAGCCCAACGGCCUAUCCUGGGACACCUUCCUCAAGCUGAAUGAAUGGACCAAGGGCCAGGUAUGGAUCAACGGGGUGAAUCUGGGCCGGUACUGGCCCGCCAGAGGCCCCCAGCAGACCCUGUACGUCCCCGGGCCCCUCCUCAGCCCCAGCCAGCCCAACAACAUCACAGUCCUGGAACUGGAGCGGGCCCCUGCACACACACAGGUUCUCUUCAUGGACCAUCCUCUGCUCAACAGCACUGUCAUGAAAGAAUACGCACGCAAAAACGAUGUGCAUUAAGCGCAAAAUAUAUAUUUUUUAAAUGUAAUAUGAACAUUGUUACUCAUUAUCAUGACUGUAGGUGCCAAAUCCGAUAUCAUACAUCAACAGGCAAUUUCAAAAAUGUAUUUAUAAGCUAGAUUCUUAUCUUUACUCCUCUUUUGGAAAAAUCCCAAAAUACCCAGUUGUUUUUGCAUACGUUCUGCUAUUUCUCCUCUGGCCUCUUCCCACUGUCACUCACUAGUGUCACUCGGAGCUAGAGACGAUCACUGACAUGCAGAGACACUGCAUUUAUUUUGACAGACUGUUACAUCAUUUAUUUUGACAGACUGUUACAUCAUGUUACAAAAACUCACAUCACACACUUUUUUUUUGUUGAGGUAUAAGAAUUAUAUUUGGGGCUAAACUCAAAAUGUUCGGGGGCUGCAGCCCUGGCAAAAAUAUCUGGAGACGCCGCUGGAACACUACUUGUCACUUGGAGACCUGCUCCUUACGCCUGGGACACACUGCCUGCGAUCGGCUGCGAUCUGCUGCGACGCGCCUUGAAGCGCCUCCUUUUUUCUUUCGGCGCUCAUGUUAUCAAAUGGGACCGACCACACUGGCUGCGAAGCGCCGCGAUCUGCAGCGAUCGUUUCGGCAGCUGGUGGAAUUUUUUCGCGAGACGCUUCCGAAAUCGGCUGCAGGAUGAUGAAAUACACCAUAUUAGUUGAUAUAUUUGAAUAAAAAAACGUGUUAUUAAGAUUUUACUCCAUUAAUUGUAGACUACGGUGAACAUUUGUAAAGUUGUAGACUUUAUAAUUACACAAUGUUGGUAACGAACUUCCUUUACAUGUGGUUACCCUGAUGAAAACGAAUGAAAAUAAAUGGAUUGAUCCGUUGAGCUAGCAUGCCCGUAGUUGUUUUGUUUGUUUGAGAGAAACGAGUUGUCACGCGUUGCACACAACACACACGCAGACAUAGCCUACCGAGAAAGAACCCCCAAGUCGAUUUCUAAAAUCAGCAUCAAAUGAAUUCUCGAAGUUGAAAAGCACAGGGAGUUGUUGUAUGUCAGAAACAAUUUUACAAGGACAACGUAGAUAAGGAUCAAUGCUGGGAUAUAGCCAAUGCCAUGUUUAUGUACCAUGUCAGCGUAAAGGAAAGCUCAGAGUAGCUGAAAGGCUUGGUGACCGGCACGGAGAAAUGCGCGUCUGGUGUGAACAGCUUUUGCUCAGUCGUAGCCGAUCGUAGCGCUGCGCGGCACGUCCAGACGCUUCGCAGCCAGUGUGUCCCAGGCGUUAGUCCAGGGAGUUUUGCCAUGACAGACAGAUGAGCCAGGUGAUCAAUCUGUUUAUCAAGAACUAUAAAUUAAAUCUUAUCAGUCUGUGCAUUCUGUCUAUUAAACGUAGCACCCAGACUCAGGUUUCUGAAUCUCUUGCAACACAGUAGCUUUUAGUCAAACCUAAAACACAAACAUGAACAUGUAUGCUUUUCAGCUGGAAGUCAGGAGGUAUGAAGAACUACAAGAUAGUGUUGAGUUCAUUUUUAUUGCCUUGAUUUUAUUAAAGUUGCUGUGCCUUGGAUGCUUUUGACUUAUUACUGUAAAUAAAUUAUGUUUUUGCACUUA
Molecule: messenger RNA, 3689 nt
Organism: Osmerus eperlanus (European smelt)
Lineage: Eukaryota; Metazoa; Chordata; Actinopteri; Osmeriformes; Osmeridae
Gene: glb1l
Product: galactosidase, beta 1-like
Exons: 16
Coding region: 176-2107 (643 amino acids)
Biological process (GO): carbohydrate metabolic process
Cellular component (GO): vacuole
Molecular function (GO): beta-galactosidase activity
Source: RefSeq, a predicted model, not a curated record